Molecule: messenger RNA, 1281 nt
Organism: Helianthus annuus (common sunflower)
Lineage: Eukaryota; Viridiplantae; Streptophyta; Magnoliopsida; Asterales; Asteraceae
Product: protein FAR1-RELATED SEQUENCE 5-like
Exons: 4
Coding region: 1-1281 (426 amino acids)
Source: RefSeq, a predicted model, not a curated record
AUGGAUCCACAUAGUAGCACCGGACGAAACACAGAUGUUGAUUUUGAAGAUGCUGAAUUUGUUAGUGAGCACGGUCAAUUGGGUGGUGAUCAGAGAGUUACGAUUAAGGAAGCAAGAAAUCCUAAUUCUGCAAAUGCAGUAAAUGAGGGUUCCAGUAAUGAAAGGCUUUAUAUUCCGGAGGUUGAAGCAUCAACUAUACAUGUGGUUGGCAUGAAAUUUAUUUCUAUUGAAGUGUUUUACCAAACAUAUGCCAAGUUAGCUGGUUUUUCUGCCCGCAAAGGUGGUGAAAACCACAGUGGUGGUAUAAUCAAAACUAAAUAUUUUGUGUGCUCGAAAGAGGGACAUAAGCCAUUGCUUAUUGACGAUUCUUAUUUGAAGUCUAGAAAUCCAUACAAAACAAGGAAAAAAGGAACCAUUAGAACCGGGUGCAAAGCGCAACUUAUGCUUGGUUCGGUGGAUGGGAUAUCAUUUACAGUCAAGAAAUUUGUUGAUGGUCAUAAUCAUACGUUUGUACGUCCUGAAGAUCUUCAUCUACUACCAGCUUACAGGCAAUUGUUAGAAGCCCAUGAGGAAAUGAUAUGGGAAUUAGGUACUCAAAACCUUGGCCCGGUCAAAGCUUUUCAUAUAAUGAGAAAACAAUAUGGUGGUUUUGAGAAAGUUGGUGCCACUGUCGAUGAUUGCAAAAACUUUAGAGCUCGAAUUAAUAGCUAUAUAGGAGAAUAUGAUGCAGACAUGGUGAUCAAUAGGCUGACCGAUAAAAAAGAAUAUUUAGUGGAUUUUUCAUUUGAAUAUUCAGUUGAUGAGAACAAGCUGUUAACCGGUUUGUUUUGGGCGGAUGGGUUAUGCAAGAGUAACUUCAUGGAGUUUGGGGAUGUAAUAUCGUUUGAUGCCACUUUCAAAACAAACAAGCAAGUGUAUAAGAUGGUGUUUGUACCGUUUACUGGGAUAGACAACCACUGUCGAAACGUAACCCUUGGAGCUGGGUUGCUGGCAUCGGAGAGGACUGAGUCUUAUAAAUGGCUUCUAAAUUCCUUUGUAAAUUCAUUUGGACGUCAGCCAAAGGUUGUAGUGACAGACCAGGACCCUGCGAUGAAACAGGCUAUCGAGAGUGUUUUCACUAUCAGCAGACAUAGAUUGUGCAUGUGGCACAUAAUGAAAAAAGUGACAGACAAGGUUAGAUACGAGUGUGCAACAACUAGGAUUUUAAAAGGAGAAUGUGUGAUAUUGUAUGGACAGAUUCCAUUGAGCCUAAAGUAUUCGAGAGAGAGUGGAAGUUCGUAA